GGAAGAGAAGGGGAAGGGGGAUGGCAGCAGGACCACAUUGGCCAUUCUGCCCACUACAUGUUUAAUUCGUUUGCAAGAAGCUGCAGCCCUCAUUAGACUCAGUGCUGUCUGGGACAUUUAACAAUCCCUGAGUGAUGGCAGGAGAAGCAAAUUGCAUGCAGCUGCUCCAGCAGGGAUGAUAGGAGCCCCUGUGCCAAGCUGAAAUAGUUUCCCUCUUUGUGUGUAGUCUGGCACAUGGGGUGGGGUGCCCGCUGAGAUAAAAGCCGGGGAGGGAUGUGGAGGUACAGGAUAUAAUUAUACACCGAGGAGGUUAGAGAAGACAGCCAAGCCCUUAAUGUUAUGCCAAGGAGGUGAAUACCUGCUGCUGCUGUAUGAUGUGCCAGUGACAACAAGGGAGUAGAGGGGUUGUCGGAGAUCCCAGAGGCUCAGGCACUGCCCGGGGGGUGACAUUGGGAGGGUGCAGAACAUGCAGGACUGAAGAUCUCCUCAUCCUUCAUCUGAUCUUCCCCCUUAUCACCUGGAACUGAGAUUCUGACAUGCAGAAGAUCACUCUUCUUGUCCUCCUGGAGUGGAUGGUCCUCCUAGUGCACACAGACUCAGAAGCAGCCAAGCCACACCGUUGUGAUGGUCACUCUUGCAACCCGCCGGUUGGGAACCUCGCCACUGGCCGGACGCCGGUCACCCUCACCACUUGCGGGACGGACGCCAGCGAACUGUACUGCUUUCACCCCGAGGACCACUUCUUCCUCAAGGCUCCGCCCUCCUGCGGGCCACCCCAGUGCACAAAGUGCAGCGUCAACCAGCCCGAGAACUCCCACCUGCCGGCUCACAUGACGGAUGACGUCUUCUCCAGUCCCGCCACGUGGUGGCAGUCCGCCCAGGGCGUCCUCCGGGAGGAGAUCAGGCUGGACUUCGAGACGGAGUUCUACCUGACCCACGUCAUUAUGGUCUUCAGGUCUCCGCGCCCGGCGGCCAUGGUGCUGGAGAGGUCCGGCGACCACGGCAAGACCUGGAGGGCUUAUAAAUACUUUGCGGCUAACUGUACAGCCACCUUCGGUUUGGCGGAUGACGUGCUUGAGGAAGGGGCGCGGUGUACCUCCAGGUACUCUGACCCCUGGCCCUGUACGAGAGGGGAGGUGAUAUUUCGUGCAAUAACUCCAGCAAACAGGAUUGAAGACCCCUACAGCCUCCAGGCCCAGGACCAGCUAAAAAUCACCAACCUCCGGCUCCUCCUCUUAAAGAGACAGGAAUGCCCCUGCCAGAGCGCGCCUGGGUCCCCGGAGAAGCCGCAGAGGUUCGCCCACUACGCCAUCUACGACCUAAUCGUCCGCGGGAGUUGCUUCUGCAACGGACAUGCCGAGGAGUGCGAGCAGGCCGGGAACACGGCUGGUGUGGACUCCGUGGUUCCCGGUAAAUGUAUCUGUCAGCACAAUACAGCCGGAGACCACUGUGAGAAAUGUGCCCCCCUGUACAAUGACCACCCAUGGAGGCCCGGAGACGGGAAAACAGGAGCGCCCAACGAGUGCAAGAGGUGCCGCUGUCACAAUCACGCCCUCAGCUGCCGCUUGGACCACAGCCUCUGGCUUGCUUCGGGGAAUACGAGCGGAGGGGUCUGCGAGAACUGCCAGCACCACACGGAGGGGUACCGCUGCCAGCGAUGCCAUGCCGGCUACUACAGAGAUUACACUGAGCCCAUCAGCUCCCCCCUGGCUUGUAAAGGAUCUUCCUGUAACAUCAUCGGUUCAAUCAACGAAACAUUAAACCGGAGCUGGAAGUGUCACCCCCGAACGGGAUUCUGUUACUGCAAGCCCGGUGUGGCCGGCCCAUACUGUGACCACUGCUUGGUGGGAUACUGGGGGUUCGGGGAAAAUGGCUGCCGGCCAUGUGACUGCGCCAGAGAUUGCGACCCCAAUACUGGCGAAUGCCAGAACAGCAGCGACAAUGAACAUUAUCUGAACAUUCCUAUUGGUGGGAGGAUCCCUGACAUCAUAGACACUCCAGCCAAUGAGAGCGAGGACGAGUGGAAGUGGAACAGCGAAAAGGGGUUUUCAGCAUUAAGACAUCCAGAGAAGUGUGUGUGUAAGGAGCGGAUGUUGGGCAGCAUCACCGAUUUCUGUCAGAUGAAAUACGCCUACGUGAUAAAAGCUCGGAUCUUGUCCGCUCACGACAAAGGCACCCACGCCGAGGUGGUGGUGAAAGUCAGGAAGGUUUUGAAAUCCGGCAAAGUCAAGAUCGGACGCAACAACCGUAGCAUCUACCCGGAGUCAUGGACCAACCGCGGCUGCACCUGCCCCAUCCUCAACCCAGGCACGGACUACCUGAUUGCCGGACCAGAAGACAGCCGGACCAACAAACUGAUCGUCAACAUGAACAGCCUGGUCAAGCCUUGGAAGGCAGUUUGGGCAAAGCAAGCCGUUGAUUUUAUCCGGUCAGGAUGCAAAUAGCAAUUAACCCUUCCGAAGGGAAGGCGGGAACUAUCUUCUCUUCUUGGCACUUUUCUCUAGAAUGAUGUCUUGUACAAGCCCAACUCCUCCGGCAGUAGCGUAGCCUUCGCUGCAAGAAGGAACCAACUGCGCAGCCUUCACCGGCAAGCUUUGUGUGGCUCGGAUAGACGAGCUUCUCCAUAGACGCCUAUCUCACGCGGCUUAACAUAUCAAGUCCGCGUAGCACCAGAUGAUGCGCCCAACUGACUGCUUGUUAAGUUCCUGUAGCCGAUGAUGUCAGGCGCUUUCCGGAAAGUGCUGGAGGAUGUUUUCUUUAUGUUAUCCUGGCAUGUUUUGUACCUGGAAUCUUCCAAAAAGAACAUUUCACAUGAAGGAGUUUACAGGUCCACCAAUCAAGUCCGAGGACGUUCCUAUAACCACAAUGGAAUGGAAAGGCCGGGGUUCACUUUACAUGGCGACACAUCGAAUUUAUGUUUUAUCUUGCCUUUGGCUUCUUGCAUUCAAACGCACCGCCAAAGUUAAUGUCCAGCUUUCCCUGAACUGUUCUGUAAAUAAAGGUU
Messenger RNA from Nanorana parkeri, 3004 nucleotides. Its product is annotated as netrin-4-like. Gene Ontology annotation, cellular component: laminin trimer. Lineage: Eukaryota; Metazoa; Chordata; Amphibia; Anura; Dicroglossidae. Gene Ontology annotation, molecular function: protein binding. The record is from RefSeq and is a predicted model, not a curated record. The coding region runs from base 537 to 2444 and encodes 635 amino acids. Gene Ontology annotation, biological process: cell migration; basement membrane assembly; substrate adhesion-dependent cell spreading. The transcript has 10 exons.